Rodentolepis nana is the source of this 210-nucleotide messenger RNA. The record is from the annotation of a GenBank genome assembly. NCBI's taxonomy places the organism in Eukaryota, Metazoa, Platyhelminthes, Cestoda, Cyclophyllidea, Hymenolepididae.
UGCUGUCUGAAUCCCGCGACUUGUGUUGGUGGACUUCUUGUUGUAGUGUGCCAAUCGACUCGAGUCGGCGGCAUUAAGCUCGAAGAUGUCAUUCACGAAAGAGUUCAUGAUGGACAUGGCCUUCGAGGCGAUGCCUGUGUCCAGAUGAACCUGAUGCAGCACCUUAUAUAUCACCUUCACCUUCGAUGCCUUCUUGGCGGACUUGCCUGA